Quercus robur (English oak) is the source of this 3252-nucleotide messenger RNA. Its product is annotated as U-box domain-containing protein 3. The record is from RefSeq and is a predicted model, not a curated record. Gene Ontology annotation, cellular component: nucleus; cytoplasm. Gene Ontology annotation, molecular function: protein binding; ubiquitin-protein transferase activity. The coding region runs from base 429 to 2792 and encodes 787 amino acids. The transcript has 6 exons. Gene Ontology annotation, biological process: protein ubiquitination. NCBI's taxonomy places the organism in Eukaryota, Viridiplantae, Streptophyta, Magnoliopsida, Fagales, Fagaceae.
UUCCCUGCUCUCUCUCUCUCUCUCUCUCUCAUGCAGCUUUGUAAAGAAAGCAGGGCAUGAGGGCUUGUACUUGUUAUCAAAGAUUCAUCUUUUAUCAGUCACAAAAAAUUAAAAGGUUUCUAUGUUCAAGUUUCAAGCUCUGGGGUUCAUCAAGAUCUGUUUUUGCUUGAACCUGCAAGCUUAACCCACAUGCAUCAAGGCUAUUUACUACAUUGCCCAGUUCUGUAGGCUCCCCUAUGUCCCAAAUUGGCUACAGGGUUAUUGUCCUUGGGGACCAGCUUUUCUUCAUCAUUCUCCAGAUCCUUGUGGGGACUAUAUACUGGCUAUUCCACCAAGAUAGGAAUCUCCUAUUACUUUCAGUUCCCCUUCAGGCUGCUUUUGUUAGAGAGACUCUUUAUCCCAUUUCCCGUUGUGUAUGAACAGGUCAGAUGGACACAUCAUCGGUAAAAUGUCUUAUCAACAGCAUUUCUCGAUUCAUUCUUCUAGUAUCAUGCCAGACAAUGAAAGCAAUGCCUAUUCAGAAGGAUUACAGAGAUCUAGUUGGUGCAUUAAAGCUUUUGAAAGCAGUGCUUGAUGAAGUUGUUGAUUACAAAAUUCCUUCAGAUGAAAUUCUCUGUAAAGAGUGUGAAGAAUUGGAUACGGCUAUCAAUGAGACUAGGGAGUUCAUGGAAAAUUGGUCUCCAAAAAUGAGCAAACUAUGCAGUGUUCUGUGGAGUGAGCCAUUGCUGAUGAAAAUUCGGAGCUCAUCAAUCGAUAUUUGUCACAUAUUGUGUAGAUUAUUACAGUCAUCUUCGUCUACUAUAAGUUUAAGUAAUGUGCAGAAUUGUAUGCAGGAGCUUCAAUGUUUGAAGCAGGAAAGAGUAACGGAAUAUAUAGAAGAGGCUAUUAUAAGUCAAAGAGAUAAUAUUGUUCCCUGCACCAAACAUCUCCUGAAGAUUAUUGAAUUUCUUAAUUUGACACCAAACCAGGAACUACUGAAAGAAAGUAUUUGUGUGGAAAAAGAGAGAAUAAAUGCCCAAGUCAAUAAAGCGAAAGGGGAACUAGAUCAAAUCUACCAAAUUGUGAAUCUUGUCUCCCACAUUCGUAAUUGCAUGGUGAAAAUUCAGCGCUUUGAAGCAAGAAGUGGUGUCCCAAUCCCUUCAUACUUCCGCUGCCCUCUAUCGUCAGAACUUAUGUUGGAUCCUGUGAUCGUGGCUUCUGGUCAAACCUAUGAGAGGUCUUCCAUCCAAAAGUGGCUUGAUCAUGGACUGACUAUUUGCCCAAAGACUCGUCAAACACUCACACACACAAAUCUUAUUCCCAAUUAUACUGUAAAAGCCAUGAUAUCAAAUUGGUGUGAAGAAAACAAUAUAAAAACUUACAACUCUGAGCGCACUGAGUUUGUUUCAGUGCCAUCCCUAUCAGAUCAUGCAUCUCCUCAAGAUUUAAUCCGCACAGAUAGUUCCCCUUUUUCUUUACACAACAGCAAUUCGAUGUCAAGAUCAUCUCAUGAAGUUGGAAAUGGAUUUGAAAAGCAAAAGAAUGAUGCCUCUUCUAGAUUAAAUGGGAAAAAUUCCAAUGGAUUCCAAAGCCGGGAGACAGAAAAGUUUUACCAUCCAUCCCCUGAACAAUCAUACAUCCAUAGCAGGAGUGAAUCAGCAUCAAGUGCCAUUUCCAGUGUUGAUUAUAUGCCACCAGUGUCAGAUGAGGUGCCAAGAAUAUCGAGCAAGCGUGAAAACGUGAAUGAGCUGUCUGGUGAAAUCACAACUGAAUGUCUUGAUACUUCUCCUCAAUGUAAAGAACCAGGAUUUCCCUCUUGGUUACCUGGAAAGAAAUUUGACAACUUGAAAAUAGAAGUUGAAGUAGCAGGUAACAUAAACCAUAAUUACUUAAGAGCAAACUCACUCCCAUUUUCAGACUCAGGAUCUGAUGAGGUGACCUCAGCUUCCCAUGUCAAGAAAUUGAUUGAAGACCUUAAGAGUCAGUCCAAUGAAGUGCAAACUACAGCUGCAGAAGAAUUGCGGCUUCUUGCAAAACACAACAUGGAGAAUCGUGUCAUUAUAGGCCAGUGUGGGGCUAUUGCACCUUUGGUCUCACUUCUUUCUUCAGAAAUGAAGCGAACACAAGAGCAUGCUGUGACAGCCCUUUUAAAUUUAUCAAUUAAUGAAAACAAUAAGGCCAUGAUUGCAGAAGCGGGUGCUAUAGAACCACUUAUCCAUGUUCUGAAAACAGGAAAUGAUGGAGCCAAAGAGAAUUCUGCAGCAACUCUAUUCAGUCUCUCUGUACUAGAAGAAUACAAGGUGAAAAUAGGUCGUUCUGGUGCAGUUAAAGCAUUGGUGGAUCUUCUACACUUGGGAACUCUUCGAGGGAAGAAAGAUGCUGCUACAGCUUUGUUUAACCUAUCAAUUCUUCAUGAAAAUAAGGCUCGUAUAGUUCAAGCAGGUGCUGUAAAGUAUCUUGUUAAGUUGAUGGACCCUGCUACAGGGAUGGUUGACAAAGCUGUUGCUCUUCUAGCAAACCUGUCAACAAUUGGGGAGGGACGUUUGGCAAUUGGGCGGGAAGAGGGUAUUCCAUUACUAGUUGAGAUUGUUGAAUCGGGAUCUCAGAGAGGAAAGGAAAAUGCUGCUUCUGUACUGUUGCAACUGUGUCUCAACAGUUCCAAGUAUUGUACCCUGGUUCUGCAAGAAGGAGCUGUCCCUCCCUUGGUUGCCUUAUCACAGUCUGGCACACCAAGGGCAAAGGAAAAGGCACAACAGCUUCUUAGUCACUUCCGGAAUCAGCGAGAAGGGGCCACAGGCAAGGGAAAAUCAUGAAGAGAAAUUUUCUUGGUUUCUUGCUGCUUUUUACCUUUGGCUCUUAUCUCCUCCUUGUCAAUUGCUCUUCUUCGACAUAUUCCUUUAGGGCUCUUUCUUCAUACAUUCUUUAGCUCUCAAUUAUAUCCAUUUGCAUCAUAGUCUUGAAAUUUUCUUUUCCUCCAUUAUGGUGGGUAGUGAUGGAUUUCUUAUUAAGUGCAAAAUGGGAUUGGAUUGUAAACUUAGGACUGUAGUUUCCCUGAGAACAUAGCUUGGCCAAGUAUAAAAUCUAGUCACUACAGUGUUUAUCCUGUUUUUUGGUCCUCAUUAGUGUUUUGUACAUAAAUUGUAUAUAUCCUACAGUAUUUAUGCUCUAUAUAGGUCCUUGUAAUCUGCUGUAGAAUCAUAGUAUUGAUUUUUGCUAUUUGUUGCACCAAAGUUCUAGUAAUAAUGUACCUUUUCUCCUCUUUUACUCAAGCAA